This is a messenger RNA of Ipomoea triloba (trilobed morning glory), 2607 nucleotides long. Its product is annotated as B3 domain-containing protein Os03g0120900-like. The transcript is spliced from 2 exons. The coding region runs from base 544 to 1698 and encodes 384 amino acids. Lineage: Eukaryota; Viridiplantae; Streptophyta; Magnoliopsida; Solanales; Convolvulaceae. Gene Ontology annotation, molecular function: DNA-binding transcription factor activity; DNA binding. The record is from RefSeq and is a predicted model, not a curated record.
UGGGCCCCACACCCGCAGGUACCACAAGCUCAAACCGAAGUAUGAACAGCGGGUCUCCAUCGAUCUAUGCCUCUUUACUCUUUUGCUCUGAAUGGGAGUAAAAAGAAAGAAAAUUUAAUGAAAAUUAGCCUAACUUGAGAAGAUUCCAGGGGAGCACCCACUAUGCAUAUCAACACACUCUCUCAAAAAGGUCAACAGAGAAGAGAAGAAGAAGAAGAAGAAGAACAUAACAAAGUGCAACGACGACACUACUUUUGUUGAAUCCUCCGCAAGCAAAACCAUGGUCGGAUAUCUUGGAUCUCUAUCAUCAUACCCACCAUUAAUUUCACCUUGUUGUGCUAAUAUAAUGCUCUAGCUAGUACAAACACUUAAGUUUUUAGCUAGCUAGGGUACGGAAGAAGCUGCAGUAGCGAGCUCAAGAAAGUAGAAACCAGAAACCAGAAACCCCUCUCACUCACUCACUCAAAAUUUUGGGGUUGUGGUGCUGGGCAGUGUAGAUCUAGUUAUCUAUCAGAAUUGGGGGCUUGGUUGAUGUAAUUGGUGAUGAAUUUCAUGUGGAACGAUAGACAAGCAGGUAUGCGUUCUUCUUCAUCUUCUUCUUCUUCUCAGCAGAGACAUGCGGCGGCUCUCUCUUACGGGCUUCGCCAGCAAGGUCAUCAAGGGGGGUGGUUGGAUGAGGGUUGCUCCUCGUCUCCUACUGCGACUGGGAACAAUAAUGGGGAAGGUGGGCGAGAGGUGAUUGAGAGAGAGCACAUGUUUGACAAGGUGGUGACUCCGAGCGAUGUGGGGAAGCUGAACCGGUUGGUGAUUCCGAAGCAGCACGCCGAGAAGUAUUUCCCGCUGGACUCGUCGAGCAACGAGAAGGGUCUGCUGUUGAACUUCGAGGACAGGAAUGGGAAGCCAUGGCGGUUUAGGUACUCGUACUGGAACAGUAGCCAAAGCUAUGUGAUGACGAAAGGGUGGAGCCGGUUCGUGAAGGACAAGAAGCUGGAUGCUGGGGAUAUUGUGUCUUUCCACCGCGGCGUGGGUGAAUUGGGGAAAGAUCGUUUGUUUAUUGACUGGAGACGCCGCCCCAAUCCCCAUCAUGAAUUUCACCUCACCGCCGCCAUUCCGCCCCACUUCUCUUUCAACCGCUCGUUUCAUCAUCAUCAUCAGUACCCGGUAGCGGCGGCGCCGGCAGGUUGGAAUUAUCAUCAUGCCAUGUUGGUGCCUCCACCGCCGCCGCCGCCGCCAGGGGGCCACUCUCAUUCACACACUUCAUAUGCCUACAAUAAUUACGCAAUUGGGUGUGGUCCUCCUCCUCCUCCUCCUCCUAACUAUCCCACCUUCAAUUCCCAAUUCCUAAACGGAAACCCUUGCCCGCCAGCCUCAGCAAUUUAUUAUCACAGAUCGGGAACCGAAGACGCCGCUCCGGCUCCGGCUCCCAGCGGCGGCGGGGCUAUGGUUUUGGACUCGGUACCGGUGGUCCAAGGCAAGGCUGCCGCAGCAAAGCGACUGAGGCUGUUCGGCGUGAACAUGGAGUGCGCCAUUCCCGAAUCCGACGACUUCUGCGACCACCGUACCUCUUCCCCCGCCGCCUUAAUCCCAUCUUCAUAUCACCUCUCGUCUUCCUCUUAUGGAGAUGGACCAUCUGAUCAAGAUUCGCCUGUUGACAAAGCCAAAACAUCAUCCUCCAUGUCCUUGGAUUUGGAUAUCUGAGCUAUCAAUAAAUCAUAUCCCAUGGAGGGAGGCCGCCGGCGAAACAACGGAAGGAAGGAUUCCUAUUCCGAUCCGAUCCUUUUGCUAAAAUACUAAGAUCGAUUCAGGUUAUUAUUAUUAUUAUUAAAAAAACAAAAAUUUGUGUAUAACACUCCGCAAUAGAGAUCAUAUGAUGCGAUACAUAAAUAUAUAUAUAAUUACAUAGCAAUGCUAUCAUCAUCAACAUUUUCAAUUCCUACUGUAUUAAGGGCUUGGCCGCCGGAUUAUUCAUGCAUUAUCCUCCGAUCCAUCAAUCUAAUUGUACCAUUCAAUUUCUUCUGAAACCUGUGCUUUUUUAGAAGGUGUACGUAGUUCAUCAUGAAUUGAAUUGAAACAGUGAUGGAAGAAGAAUGAAGUUGGCCUGGCUUUAUCUUUGUUUUGAUCUACUAGGAAGCAUAUAUUGGGUUUGUAGGUUGUUGUUAACGCAGCUGCUGCUUCGUUUGCCACGCCGGCCCUGCCGGUGUUAUUAUGUACGAUGCAGAAGAAGUUGCUUCAGACAUACAGCUUUGCUUUAAAAGGAAAAUUUUUAAAAGAAAAGAGAAAAAAAUGUAGAAAUUGCAGCUAGCAUUGGUGUAUGAAAAUAAUGUGUAUAUAAUAUAUGGUGAAUUGGAGAUGGAUGGGAGCUGAGGGCCAUGCAUUGCAUGGUGUAAAUCGACUAAUUCAGUAGUACUCACUCAUAAGGUAACGUACACACAACGCCAAAUAAGGAUCAGCUAGGAACAUCUAUCAGAUCCUCCUCAAAGUCAUAAACAUAUAUAUCUGCUACUACUGUCCAAAAUGCUACCUGCUACUCUAUAUGCAUGUUUCUGUAUGUGUUUACUGUUCUAUGGCAUACAACAUUCUUAAUUAAUUAUAUUAUUUAGGCUUCAA